Messenger RNA from Bactrocera oleae (olive fruit fly), 1967 nucleotides. The record is from RefSeq and is a predicted model, not a curated record. Lineage: Eukaryota; Metazoa; Arthropoda; Insecta; Diptera; Tephritidae.
GUUGUUUUGCUCACAGCUGCUAUCCCACGAGCCAUAAAAAAAACUUUUCUAUAUUUAAGUAAAUUUUUUAGUUACAAAAUAUUUAAUUAUUUGUAAAUAAAGCCAACAUGGUGUCUAUACUUUCAAGAGUGAAAGACGUAAUAAAAUACAGCAUGAUGUAUGCUUGUCUUACGCACUGUACUUUUGAAUAUGUCGGUGAUUUUGUGGUGUGCAACGGUCCAUCAAUGGAACCUACAUUGCAUUCGAAAAACAUCUUGCUGACAGAACGCAUAUCCACACGUUUUCAUAAUCCGCGACGAGGCGAUAUAAUCAUUGCUGUGUCUCCCACCGAUCCCAAGCAAUUCAUUUGCAAACGCAUUGUAGGCAUACCUGGAGAUCGAAUCGUUUUAAAAAACAACACAAAACCAAUUGAAACUGAUAUCGAUGCUUUAGUAACAAGUAAAACACAAAAAAUAAAUAAUUUUCAAGAUGAAUAUGUGCCUCGUGGUUACAUAUGGAUUGAAGGUGACAACAGUGAAAAUAGUUCGGAUUCACGAUACUAUGGUCCAGUACCAUUAGGACUAGUGAAAAGCCGGGUAGUGUGUCGACUUUGGCCGAUAAAGGAAGCGCGUAUGUUAUAGGCACAAAGUUUAAUGAGAAUUUAUUUUCUCACAAGUAGUAAAUAUACUAUUGUUAUUUCUGUAAGCUUACAAAUAAAAUACUUGACCAAAAAAUCAAUAGAAUCUAGUAGCUUUAUAAAUAAUUAAUUUUAUUUUUACAUGUUAAAUAGUUUUUCUUUCAAGAAUUAUUUAAAAACAUAUGUAUUUACAUACAUACAUAUGUACAUAUGCUUUGAUAAGAAAUGUUAGGGGAAACAAACAAAUAUUCAUGCAUCUGGCAACUACAAAUUAAUGAAUUUGCGCGUGUUGCUUUUGUUUACCCUUUACUUUUAUAAAGUUAACAAUAAAGAAAAUAAUAAUAUCUUUUUACAUUUGUAAUAAUGACUACAAACGUUAAUAUACGUCUAGCUAUUGAUCGGGUCAAUAUGGGUUUGUUGGCACAAAACCAGACAAGGGCACCGCGUCUUUACACACCCGGCGAAGUGGUCACUGGUCAGUUUGGUUUCAUGAAGGGCCAUGGCACUUAUGUUGAAGGUGAAGACAUCAAAGCAUCUGUAGCUGGAGUGAUGGAACAGGUGAACAAACUAAUUUCUAUAAAACCACUUAAGAGCCGUUAUGUAGGUGAAAUUGGCGAUGUUGUGGUUGCGCGCAUUACUGAGGUACAACAAAGACGUUGGAAGGUGGAUACGAACUCCCGUUUGGAUUCCGUAUUGCAGUUGUCUUCUGUAAAUUUACCGGGCGGUGAAUUGCGUCGAAGAGGUGUGGAAGAUGAACAAAUGAUGCGUAAAUAUCUACAAGAGGGCGAUCUUAUAUCGGCUGAGGUGCAGAAUAUUUUUGAUGAAGGCACAUUAUCACUUUACACUCGAAGUUUGAAAUAUGGCAAACUAUCACAGGGAGUACUUGUCAAAGUCUUUCCUUCGUUGGUUAAGCGUCGUAAGACGCAUUUUCAUAACUUGACAUGUGGUGCAUCCAUAAUUCUUGGCAACAAUGGUUUUAUCUGGAUAUCGCCGACUGUGAAUAACGAAGCUGAUGGCGGUGACGGUGGCUAUGCACAAAAUUUGAGUGAAGUAAUACCGCGAGCAGACCGAGAGGUAAUUACACGUCUGCGAAACUGCAUUCUAGCUUUAGCGCAUUGCAAAAUGAUGCUUUAUGACACAAGCAUCCUGUACGCAUAUGAGGAGUCCAUGAAAUACGAAGUGCAUGAAUUGCUGCAGCAGGAGGCUAUAUUUGAUGUGGCCUUUCUAACACAACAUCGUUUACGUUUACAAGAAGAAUAAGAGUUAAUAUUAAGGUGUAUGACAACGUGCAGAUUUAGGCUAAACACAUUUGUUUAUAUACAUAAAUAAAUUUAAACAUUUUUCUUAUAAA